GCGGGGUGGGGGGAGGGGGGAGCGCUGCCCCGCGCGACCUUUCUCCUGCAUCGGCGCGACGCGGCCCCUCCCCCAGCGCGGCAAGAUGGCGGCGCUGAGCAAGUCCAUCCCCCACGGCUGCUACGAGCUGGGGCACACCUGGGAGCCGCGCUGCACCCGCGCCUUCCUGCACAUCACGCACGGGGCCCUGGCGGAGUCCCUGCGCAUCUAUGGCACCCUCUACCUGAUUGCAGCAAUUCUUAGAAAAAGAAAGCUCGACUAUUAUUUGCACAAACUGCUACCUGAAAUCUUGCAGUCAACUUCAUUUCUGACAGCAAAUGGAAGCUUAUAUAUUGCUUUCUUUUGCAUUUUAAGGAGGAUACUUGGAAAAUUCUACUUUUGGACUCCAGGCUUUGGUGCUGCUUUACCAGCUUCCUAUGUAGCUAUUCUCGUUGAAAGGAAAAGCAGGAGAGGUCUGCUUACAAUUUACAUGGCCAAUUUGGCCACAGAGACAUUAUUUCGAAUGGGGGUAGCAAGAGGAGCCAUUACACCUUUAAGGCAUGGAGAAGUCCUUUUGUUCUGCAUCACGGCUGCUCUGUUCAUGUUCUUUUUCAGGUGCAAAGAUGGCUUGAAAGGAUUUACAUAUUCUGCACUUAAGUUCAUUGUAGGAAAAGAAGAAAUUCCCACACAUUCAUUUUCACCAGAAGCAGCAUUUUCAAAAACAGAAAGAAAGUUAAAGCCCUGUGAAGAUGUAUCACGGCAAAUGAAUAUAAUGACUCUGACAAAAAAACUUGUUGACAAAGUGUGCAAACACGGACCAAGGCAUAGAUGCUGUAAACACUUUGAAGAUAACUGCAUCUCAUAUUGCGUUAAAGGCUUCAUUAGAAUGUUUAGUGUUGGAUACCUGAUCCAGUGCUGCCUUCGAAUCCCAUCCGCAUUCAGGCAUCUGUUUACAAAACCUUCCCGGCUGCUUUCGCUCUUCUACAACAAGGAAAACUUCCAGCUUGGCGCUUUUCUAGGAUCUUUUGUCAGUAUAUACAAAGGCACUAGUUGUUUCCUGCGCUGGGUACGAAAUCUGGAUGAUGAGCUUCAUGCACUUAUAGCUGGGUCCCUGGCAGGAGUUUCUAUGAUGUUUUACAAAAGUACUACUAUCUCCAUGUACCUAGCUUCCAAAUUAGUGGAGACCAUGUACUUCAAAGGCAUUGAAGCAGGAAAGGUUCCUUAUUUUCCUCAUGCAGACAGCAUCAUCUAUGCUGUUUCCACAGCUAUCUGCUUUCAGGCAGCUGUGAUGGAAGUUCAAAAUCUAAGACCUUCGUACUGGAAAUUCCUUUUACGGCUGACAAAGGGCAGGUUUGCUCUCAUGAAUAGGAAAGUUUUAGACAUAUUUGAUACUGAAGCAUCUAGACACUUCAAGGAUUUCAUCCCUAGACUUGACCCAAGAUACACUGUUGUCCCACCGGAGUUCCCCAUUGAGCUGUCUUGAACAUUCAAUGUGUUUCAGUGUGAUUGGCCUUUUGUCCUGAAAAGCUAAUUAACAUUCAGAUAGAUGGAGGAGGGCUUGUGCUCCACUUCAGUAUUAUUUCAAUGAGAAAUGCUUUUUUCCAAUCAAAAUACUGAAGCUUUGUAGGAAGAUGCGGCUUAAUAAUUAAGCCUCUUCCAUAGCCAGAAAAUGUUUCUGGAUUGCUAUAGUUGGAUGACAAUAUGGUAGAUUAUUGAUUGAAUUAAAUCAAUGAGUAAUAUAUUUAGAAAAGUAAAAUACACCUAAGAAAUAAAUAUACUUAAUAAUAUUUUCAAAAUUCUUUAGCUCAUUCCAGUAGAAUAUUUCAUGGUAUAACUACGAAUAAUUACAGACUGAGACAGGAACGCUUUUCUCAAACUGUCCGAAUCUGGUGAGCUACGUCACCCGGAUCCAGUUAUAUGCUUAAAAAAAAAUCCAUCUUUCCAUUUACUGAAAAUUUUAAAAGAAACCUUUAGCCCCUGUUCAUUCAAAAUGACAAUAUUUUUUUUGUCAUUCAAAAUGACAAUAUUUUUUUACCCAGAUGUGGCUGCAAAAGAAAGCAUCCCAUCAACAAAAGGGGCACUGGUUAAUUUGUAAGUCAUGCUCCAGGGCUGUAAUGCUAUUGAUGAUGUGGGUGACAAAAGAAAAGGGCAGUUCACAGUGUCUUGUGCUGCUUAGGAAAUGGAAGGGUGUGGUAGUUAGCAUCUGCCAAAUGAAAAAUGGCAAAGCACCAAGGAGAAGGAAUGUCAUGUUUAAACUCUUGGGAGGGUACUGCAAACUGGACAGUUAAAAAAAAAAAAAAAAAAAAAA
Molecule: messenger RNA, 2287 nt
Organism: Gavialis gangeticus (Gharial)
Lineage: Eukaryota; Metazoa; Chordata; Crocodylia; Gavialidae
Gene: TMEM135
Product: transmembrane protein 135
Exons: 15
Coding region: 86-1462 (458 amino acids)
Source: RefSeq, a predicted model, not a curated record